UAGAGACAAAGAGAGCCUUAGGGUAAAACUAACCUCUCGUACUUUGACGCAAGGCUGCCUCACCCUCACUCUAACCAUGACCGGCGACCACCAGGUUCCGCCACCCGACCUCCAUGACACGAUUGAAAGGGGUUCUCAAAACAGGGAGCAACUCUUUGAGGAUGAUGGAAAUGAGCUUGAAAUGGAAGUGAACGACGUUGAUUUCGAGAGCAAUGGACUUGAGAUUGAAGAAAACGGCCUCGAUAUUGAAAGCAACGACCUUCAGGAUGAUUGUGACCAAAUGGUCGAUAUUGAAGACAAUCAUGAAAGCAACGGGGAUGAUUCAACUGCAGUUUCUGUUGAAAAUGGCAUAUCCCAAGGGGAAAACUAUCCACCGCCAGCUGUGGGGAUGGAGUUUGAAUCAUACGACGAUGCUUAUAAUUAUUAUAACUGUUACUCCAAGGAGCUAGGAUUUGCAAUCAGGGUGAAAUCUUCGUGGACAAAGCGUAACAGCAAAGAGAAACGCGGAGCUGUGCUCUGUUGUAACUGUGAGGGUUUCAAAACGAUCAAAGAAGCAAACAGUCGCCGGAAGGAAACAAGAACUGGCUGUCUCGCCAUGAUAAGGUUGAGGUUAGUGGAAUCUAAUAGAUGGAGGGUGGAUGAAGUCAAACUGGAACACAAUCACUUAUUUGACCAUGAAAGAGCGCAGAAUUGUAAGUCACACAAGAAGUUGGAUGCUGUGGCCAAAAGGAAGGUGGAGCCAACUGUGGAUGUAGAAGUACGGACAAUCAAGUUAUACCGUACAUCUAUGGUCGAUCCAGUGGGUUAUGGAAGCUCAAAUUCACUUGAAGGAGAAAUUAACCUCAAUGAUGAAGGGUGUUUAAGGAAUGUUUUCUGGAUAGAUUCUAGGUCUAGAGCUGCAUAUGGUUACUUUGGUGGUGUUGCGGUUGAUACCACUUGCUUGUCAAACAAACAUGAGAUUCCUCUUGUGGCAUUUGUUGGGGUAAACCAUCAUGGGCAGUCUAUCUUGUUGGGUUGUGGUUUGGUUGCUGAUGACACAUUCGAAACAUAUGCUUGGCUAUUUAGGGCAUGGCUUACUUGUAUGUCUGGUCGCCCUCCGCAAACCGUAAUCACAGACCAUUGCAGGGCCAUGCAAAGUGCUAUAUCCGAGGUAUUUCCUAGGACUCACCAUCGGCUGCAUUUGUCUCAUGUCGUGCAAAGUAUUCUUGGGAAUCUGGGAGAGUUACAGGAAUCUGGUGUCUUUCAAAUGAUAUUAAAUAGGACAGUGUAUGAGACCGUAAAGGUGGAGGAGUUCGAAAUGGGCUGGGAUGAUUUGAUUCAACGUUUUGGAAUUACAGAUCAAGCAUUGCUUUGUUCUUUGUAUGAGGAAAGAGAGCGAUGGGCUCCGGUUUACCAAAAAGAUACAUUUUUGGCUGGGAUGUGCAGUUUUCAAAAUGGUGAAUCCAUGAGCUCGUUUUUUGACGGUUAUGUGCAUAAGCAAACUUCUUUGAAAGAGUUUUUUGAUAUGUAUGAAUUAGUUUUGCAAAAGAAGCGAAAAAGAGAAGCUGUCAGCGAUAUUGAAUCGAGAGAUUCGAGUCCCAUGUUGAAAACAAGAUGCUCCUACGAAUUACAGCUUUCCAAGUCGUAUGCAAAUGAAAUUUUCAGGAGGUUCCAAGAUGAGGUUGUGUUGAUGCCUUGUUUGAGCAUAACACAAAGUCAUGCCAAUGGACAUGUCAUAACCUACAUGAUCAAAGAACAUGAGGCAGAAGGAGAUCGAGGCGAUAUGAGGAACUUUGAAGUUAUGUAUGACAAAGCCGGAAUGGAAGUCCGUUGCAUAUGCAGCUGCUUUAACUUCAACGGCUACCUUUGCCGACACGGUUUGUAUGUCCUCAAGUACAAUGGCGUGGAGGAAGUCCCUUUUCAGUAUAUCUUGUCUCGGUGGAGGAAAGAUUUUAAGCGGCUAUACAUUCCGAAUGUUGGAUCCAAUAACGUCGACAGCAGCAACCCCAUUCAGUUGUUUGAUCAUUUGUAUAGACGGUCGAUGCAAGUUGUUGAAGAAGGGAUGAUAUCCCAAGAUCAUUAUACGGUUGCAUGGCAAGCAUUUAAAGAAUCUCUGAAUAAAGUUCGACUUGUUGCGAAUAAGCAUGUAUAGUUAACAGUCAAGAUGUACAUAAUUUCUCUCUAGUAUUUGUAAAAUCU
Messenger RNA from Hibiscus syriacus, 2178 nucleotides. RefSeq names its product protein FAR1-RELATED SEQUENCE 8-like. The record is from RefSeq and is a predicted model, not a curated record. Lineage: Eukaryota; Viridiplantae; Streptophyta; Magnoliopsida; Malvales; Malvaceae. Gene Ontology annotation, biological process: regulation of DNA-templated transcription. Gene Ontology annotation, molecular function: zinc ion binding.